This is a messenger RNA of Aspergillus thermomutatus, 1113 nucleotides long. RefSeq lists its product as uncharacterized. The record is from RefSeq and is a predicted model, not a curated record. The coding region runs from base 1 to 1113 and encodes 370 amino acids. The transcript has a single exon. Lineage: Eukaryota; Fungi; Ascomycota; Eurotiomycetes; Eurotiales; Aspergillaceae.
AUGAACCCCCUGCGGUAUCUGGCCCCUCCCCGCCCCUUUGGGGAAAUAUCAAACUCCACCCACGAGGAGAUCGAGCAGAGAAAGUUCUUUGCGAGUUCUAUUUUAAAUAAUUCUGGCCUGAGCAUGCCAGAUGAAGACAAAGAUGCCAUCUCCGCAUACGAACUUGCAUGCGAGAGUCUUGAAGUCGGGGAGAUCCAGACGCGCGAAAGUGACAUGAAAGCUGUUAGAGAGUACGAGCAAUCACUGCAAAACAACGGACCAGCGAAUCUUUGUUUCGAUCUGGCUACCAGAACCAAGAUGGGCGAAGAACUCGAUAAUCUCCAUGAUAUGUGGAGCUUUGUUCGUUAUGAAAAGUACCUCCCCGCCACGGUCAAGGAAGAUGCGGAAAAACAUCCCUCGUCCAAAGUCUCGGACCCCUGGCACAAGGCCUUUUGGAAGCCGUUCAAUGGACGCCUCGAAGCCGAGGCAGAUGCGUGGGCUAAAGUCCUGUCGGGCAAGAACCACCACAACGAAUGCCCGACAUACCUCCUGCUGGCUCUGUUGUGUGAACAGCAAACCAUGAACUGGGACGAGACCGUCGCGCUGAUCAGAUACUGCGCCAUGGAGGGUGUCGAACUCCCGAAAGCGGAUUUUGUUGAUUACCUGAAGGCCAAGGAUGUGACUGGUCUCGCGAAGAGGUUGGAACGCGAUGAAGACAGCAUCGCCUUAUCCACGGAGUAUGUCAUGGGCGUUGGGACCAUGCUCCUCGCCUACUUCAGGAUGCAUCUCCCCGAAACGCUGUAUGAGAAUGAAGAUCCUGACUCGGAAAGAUGGGUCCCCAAGAAACGAUUGCAGGAUUUGAUGGCGCUUCAGGAGGGACACGAGCAAGCGAUGCAGGAGUUAAUCAGGGAGAUUUUCUAUGAGAUGGUCCUCGGUGGAUCUGACGAUGACGAGGAGGCUUGGACCGAUGAGGAUGAUAUCAUGGAUGAGGAUGAUGAUGGUGGUGAUGUUGACCUCCAUGCCUUGAUGUCCUCCUUGGGUGGUCGCUAUGGUGUUGGUGGUUAUAAUCACAACGUCCACAUGGGCAACGGGGAGGUUGCGGAAUAUCAAUGGGGUCUGUCGGACUCGGACUGA